CUUACUUAUUUUAAUUUAGUACGCAAAAUUGACGAACGAGUGUUUCAAAAGAUAACAGUACAGUUUUUGUUGGAACAGAAGCCUAUAAGCAAUUCAAUGAAGAUUUGGAAUGUUUUACAUAGACUGUAUACAAUAAAAACUUGUAUAUUUAAUGUUAUAGACCAAUAAUCGUGUUACGCAUUUAAAGUAAUACCAACUAAAAUCAGAAAGGAUUUUACGUAUGAUAUUUUGAGUGCAUCACAGAACAUCGAAGCUAGAAAGUUCUAUGCUCUGAAGCUUUCAAGAAAAUUCGGGACUCUUCCAUAUCUUCUCCCUACCAUUGAGUUUUGUUAUAUAUACUGGCGCUUCCCGGCUCGGUGACAAUUUGAAUCCACGAGAGCUCGUAAGCAAACUACAGUGAUUCAAGAGGAGCGUAUACGGUGUUUAAAUACUGUUCUAAAGCAUCCAAGCAUAAAGUAUUUGUAGAAAGUCAUCGAUUGAAGUAUCAAUACAAAAAACAAACGUUUCCUGUCAUUGUUUCAUCGAGGUUAAGGAAAAAUGUCACUGCUACCAUUGGUAUUCUCUGAUUGGUGGGAAGACCUGGACCGUCCACAUUCUGUUUUUGAUCAAGAUUUUGGACUCCAUGUGACUCCGAGUGAUUUACUGCCCUUAAGUUCAGAUGUUUGGGCAGUGAGACCAUAUCGCAAAAGAUUGUACCGUUACAGGCCUUAUGACAGAAGUUUGGCUAAAAGAUCUGCUACUAGUGGUGUUUCAACCGUGCAACCUAACAAGGAUAAAUUUGAAUUGACAUUGGAUGUUCAGCAAUUUGCUCCUGAAGAAGUCAUAGUCAAGGUGGUUGAUAAAAAUGUCAUUGUCGAAGGAAAACACGAAGAGAAGCAAGAUGAGCAUGGAUGGAUUUCCAGACAGUUUGUCAGAAGAUAUUUAAUUCCCGAGCAGUGUGAUAUUGACCAGCUGCAGUCCACUUUGUCAUCCGAUGGUGUUCUAAGCAUCAUAGUACCAAGAAAGGAAUCUGAACCUCAGGAGAAAAAGGAAAGGAUUAUCAAAAUCCAAAACACAGGUCAGCCAGCACUGAAGGAUGAUGAUGCCAUUUCAAAAGCAAAAAAUCUUCAAAAGGAACAAAGUUCACAGACACAGAAAAGUCCAGUGACACAGCGAGGAGCAGAGAAAACUGUUAAGGCUGCAUGAAGAAAAGAAAGUGUCCAAAUAUUUCUUUCUGCAUUCAUAACUUUUAUUUGUUUUAAGUAAUUUAUGUUACACUACAAAGUUCAUAUCAUUACAUUACAAUUUAUAUUCAUUAUAAUUAGUUCCUACAAGCAGUAUUUUCAUGUAUUCACAUAACUAUUAACGAUUUAUAAUAAAAGUGUUUUGAAAA
Molecule: messenger RNA, 1372 nt
Organism: Cephus cinctus (wheat stem sawfly)
Lineage: Eukaryota; Metazoa; Arthropoda; Insecta; Hymenoptera; Cephidae
Product: protein lethal(2)essential for life
Exons: 3
Coding region: 538-1185 (215 amino acids)
Biological process (GO): response to heat; protein refolding
Molecular function (GO): protein folding chaperone
Source: RefSeq, a predicted model, not a curated record